AUGGUUUCGGUAAAAUUCGAAUAUAGUUUGAUUCGCUGUACCAAUAAUUAUUUUUCAUUCUAAGUAUUUAUUUUUUGGACACAUUUUUUUGGUAUUUAAAUAAAAAUAAAAAAAUAUACCAUGUCGCAGUAAGUUUAACUACUACCUUUAUACUACACAAAUAGAGAGUAGGAAGCUAAACUUCGAGUUUGACGAUUAUCUUUCCACUACUUGAAUUCAAUAAAGAGAUUUGCACGGCCUCAGACAGGGUUUUCCUAGAACUGGGCUUUCUUUUUUUUUUAUUCAGCGUUUGGUGGCAGGAUAACAGCGUCCGUAGUCCACUGUGAGUGUUCGAGGGCUGAGCCACAGCGAACACUACAGUUCGGUGAUCACCAAGUCGUACACCAAGAGGGCGUGAGCCGCAGCAAGGUGUACGGGUUGAUCCGUCGUGAAGAUUCUGGCAAGGGUAUUCGACAAGUCAACUGGCUGGUCUUCGACCUUGGCCCCUUCGACAACUCUUCGCAACGCCAGGCGUUGAAGGAACAACAAUUAAUCGCAUAUCUGAAGCGUAUUUACGCGAGGUUUAAUACGAGUGAACCGAUUUAGUAAACAAUUUAUUACCUCACAAGAUUCUUUAACCUGGGCACAAUCACGACUGGCUGGAUUCUUACCAGUGGUCGUUGUUUUGCACCGAGGGUCCCAAGGCACCUCAAACUUGGGUAAUUAAACCGACCAAUCGUGAUAAAAAAAACGACAAAUUAUUAGCGAAACAAUUUAACAUUUGAUACCGGAUUAAUUAACAAACAGUUUUUGUUCUUAGCGAGCAUGAUUUGUUGGGGAGGACUCAAUACUUAUGGCGACUGUGAUCCUAGCUAUGAAUUAGGGUAGAAAAAUAUAACGAACAAUUUUAGGAACGUGAUUAGGUAUAAAUUUAAUAAGAUUUAACGAUAGGCAAACAAAUGGAAACGCUUAUAUUUUUAGGUAAAAAGGAAGGGAACUAUAUAUAUAUGAAAUUGGGAUUUUGGCGGUUCCGCUGGCGCAUCCUUUUUCUUGUAGUCCUCUUCGCACUUCGCUGAAAUUUUUUCGCAUUUCAACUUCAAAGUUUGGUGUCACUUUACAAGCUUCGAUAAUUUUUUUUGCGUGGGUAGAUUUUUUUAAAUGUUCAGUCAAAAAUCAAGAAAGUGGUUAUGUGUAACAUACUCAAAAUUUAAAAGCGUUCCUCACUUGGUUUUCUGAAACGCGACGAUUUUGUGAAACUUGUCAGUUUUUUUCGAGUUAAAUCUAUUUUUUCGCUUAUUCAUGAAAAAUACAUGGUUUCAAAGAUAUUCAGUCUUGCAGAGCGUUGUCGAUUUCAUAGGUUAACAGAAAAAGUUUAUUUUUAAGGUGGAACUUUAGCUAGUAUAAGCGCCUCAAAACCUUUUUUGCAACAAAAAAUGGUCAUUUUGGUGGCGUGAAGGGGCGGGGCUUUGCGCUCCCUACAUAAGUGGUAAAACCUGGAGUUGGUCAGGAUAAACGGGAUCGACGGCGCCUUGGAGAGCGAAGGAUUGGCUGGUCGCCAGCGCCAGGAGAACGCCAGCGACGAUCAUCGAAGGAACCGACGACGACGCGGCUCGCAGACAAAUCAGGCUUGAUCUCGAAAAUGACAUGGAGUGCUCCCAUUACAUGAAGAACUUUGAACUGGCCGACGAGAAAAUUCCCCUGAGGUUUUUGUGGCUAAGCUUGCCAAGUUACUCAUUGUUCUUGUCUCAGAUUGGCUCGAUCCAAGGGACUUUUGAACCUCAUCGAUAAGAACUUCGGCACUUUGGCCUUCUGUCGGCGGUGGAUCGACCGAACCGGAGAAACCAAAUAUCUCAUGGCUCUCAAGGAUCUGUGUGACAAGGUUUCUCUUUUUUUCUAAAUUUUUUUCUGUGUCAUGCUCUAGUUUUCAGAAAAACAUUUUUAGCUUCUUUUUCUCAUUAAUCAAAAAGCUGAAAAAUUGUGCUUUCUUGUUAGAUUUUUGAAAAAAAAACGAUGUUAUCCCAUUUAUAUUAAAGUAGUUCUAAUAAUUUUUUCAGCGCCAUGUAGCGAGGUAAAAAAAUUUCUGUAAUGAGGUCGAUUUUUUUCAUCAAAAAAAGUAUUCUUUUUAGAAUAUUUCAUACCAAAAAAAUGCUUGAUUUUUUUCAGGGAAUCGUCGAUCCGUAUCCGCCCCUCUGUGACGUCAAAGGCUCCUACACGGCCCAAUGGGAGCACACUCUUCUGUUGCGUCCGACGUGCAAAGAAGUCGUUUCUCGAGGAGACGAUUAUUAA
Caenorhabditis auriculariae is the source of this 2265-nucleotide messenger RNA. The record is from the annotation of a GenBank genome assembly. NCBI's taxonomy places the organism in Eukaryota, Metazoa, Nematoda, Chromadorea, Rhabditida, Rhabditidae.